This is a messenger RNA of Frankliniella occidentalis (western flower thrips), 593 nucleotides long. RefSeq names its product innexin inx1-like. The record is from RefSeq and is a predicted model, not a curated record. Bases 177 to 578 code for a protein of 133 amino acids. Gene Ontology annotation, cellular component: gap junction; plasma membrane. The transcript has a single exon. Lineage: Eukaryota; Metazoa; Arthropoda; Insecta; Thysanoptera; Thripidae. Gene Ontology annotation, molecular function: gap junction channel activity.
CGCCUCUCCCCUCAGUGUUCCCGCGAGUGCUGUGCCGUCCGUGUGCUGGGAGUGCGCAGCGCAAGCGCAGGCCGCCGCCGUGCCGCCCUGCCGUUGUCUCCGGCCCGGCCCCUCCGCACACCGUUUGUUGUCUGUUUGAUUUCCUAUCCCCGAGUGCGACACCCACCGCCGCCACCAUGUUCAAGCUCUUCGGUGGCCUGAAGCAGUACUUCAAAGUGCCCGAUGUCAUCAUCGACUCGCCCAUCUUCCGGCUGCACAACCUGUUCACGACGGCGCUGCUCGCCUCCUGCUCGCUGGUCAUCACCGCCACGCAGUAUGUGGGCAAGCCCAUCGAGUGCAUCGUCAACGGGCUGCCGACCCACCCCAUCAACACGUACUGCUGGAUCACGUCCACCUUCACCAUGCCGGACGCGUUCCAGCGCCAGGUCGGGAAGGAGGUCGCGCACCCCGGCGUGGCCAACGACUUUGACGACGAGGACGCCAAGAAGUACUACACUUACUACCAGUGGGUGUGCUUCGUGUUGUUCUUCCAGGUGAGUUUGCUGCCCUCCCACCGAAUAGACUUUCUGAGCUUCUAGCGGCGCGGUACUCUC